UGCUGACAGACUCCGCCCACAACAGAAACACCUGUAGAACUAGUUUCAUUUCUCAGAAAGAGAAAGUCAGUCAUCGACCAACGGCGGCUGAAAUGGCGCAGCCAGGACCUCAUCUGGACCAGGAAAUGUUCUCCUGUUCCAUCUGUUUGGAUCUACUGAAGGAGCCAGUGACUAUUCCCUGUGGACACAGUUACUGUAUGACCUGCAUUAAAAGCCACUGGGAUGAAGAGGAGGGGAAGAAGCUGCUCAGCUGUCCUCAGUGCAGACACAGCUUCACUCCCAGACCUGCGCUGGUGAAAAACACCAUGUUGGCUGAUUUAGUGGAGGAGCUGAAGAAGACUGGACUCCAAGCUGCUGCUGCUGCUGCUGAUCUCUGCCCUGCUGGACCUGAAGACGUGGCCUGUGACGUCUGCACUGGCUCCAAACUCAAAGCUGCCAAGUCCUGUUCAGUUUGUCUGGUCUCAUUCUGCCACCAACAUCUUCAGCCUCACUAUGAAUUACCUGCUUACAUCAAACACAGGCUGGUGGAGGCGUCCACCAAGCUGCAGGAGAACAUCUGCUCCCGUCACAGCGAGGCCAUGAAGAUGUUCUGUCGGACCGAUCGGCAGUGCAUCUGUUACCUCUGCCCCGUGGACGAACACAGAGGCCACGACGCGGUGUCAGCGGCAGCAGAGAGGACUGAGAGGCAGCGAGAGCUGGAGGGGAGUCGGCAGAGGCUCCAGCAGAGGCUCCAGGACAGACACGAGGAGGUGGAGCUGCUCCAGCAGGAGGUGGAGGCCAUCGGCCGCUCUGCUGAUCAGACGGUGGAGAACAGCCAGAAGCUCUUCACUGAGCUCAUCCGUCUCCUGGAGCAGAAAAGGUGUGAGGUGAAGCAGCGGAUCAGAUCCCAGCAGGAAACUGAAGUGGGUCGAGUCAAAGAGCUGCAGGAGAAGCUGGAGCAGGAGAUCAAAGGAGGCUGAGCUGGAGCAGCUCUCACACACACAGGAUCACGUCCAGUUUCUAAACAGCUAUUUCUCACUGGCACGUCUUAAUACAUCUGCAUACUUUCUAAUGAUCGACCAAGAUUCUCUGCAGCACUUUAAUGUAGUGGAAACAGCUGUGUUGAAUGCAAGAGAUAAAAUGCAGCGCGUGCUGAAUGUGGAAUGCACAAAUAUCCUAGCGGAGGUGUCAAACG
This is a messenger RNA of Betta splendens (Siamese fighting fish), 1174 nucleotides long. Its product is annotated as E3 ubiquitin/ISG15 ligase TRIM25-like. The transcript has a single exon. Lineage: Eukaryota; Metazoa; Chordata; Actinopteri; Anabantiformes; Osphronemidae. Bases 93 to 959 code for a protein of 288 amino acids. Gene Ontology annotation, molecular function: zinc ion binding. The record is from RefSeq and is a predicted model, not a curated record.